Molecule: messenger RNA, 3397 nt
Organism: Malaya genurostris
Lineage: Eukaryota; Metazoa; Arthropoda; Insecta; Diptera; Culicidae
Gene: tamo
Product: protein tamozhennic
Exons: 9
Coding region: 329-3067 (912 amino acids)
Cellular component (GO): cytoplasm
Source: RefSeq, a predicted model, not a curated record
CACAGUUUAUGUCAAAAAGAUGGAAAGAAAAGCAAGAAAACUGUAAAUGGUGGAUCUAGGAAAUGAAAUUACUGCUAUAGCUACGCAAACAUAAAGCAAUCCCGUUUCAAACGGCAGAAAACAAGACUCGAAUCAAAAUCACAUAGUGGAUGUGAGAAAGAUUGAGUUGCAAAUCAUAUUCGUUUUGUAUCGGGAUGGAACAAAAAGGUUUAUAUAGAGCAGAGCCAUCGAUGAUGAGUCGCGCAUUGAUUUUGGCACCAGCUAAAAGAAGAUAAAAAUAACGAAGCAAUUUAUUGGUUUUCAACUAUUGACCGACAAUCUGUUUAGGAUGGCAUCUGUUUACGUUCAGAGUGGUGGCUUUAACCCGCUUUGGAAUGAAAUCAUGAACGUACACUGGAAGUUCCUGGAUGCAGACGAAUCGAUGGAAAAGAUUGAACUGAGAAACCAAUUGGAAGCCCUGAUAUUACAGUACUUAUGCAACUGGCCACACUCAGAAAAAUUCUUUCACGUGGAAACGGUGCAGGUGCUUAAAAGUUCGAUUGCUAAAAUGAAUGACUUUUCCGCGUACAAAGCAUCGCUUGGAUUUGAUGCCAUAAGUCAGUACGCUAACAAUCUAUUCACAAAACCAUGGCGAAAGGAGUACAAGACAGUUAAGAUGUACUCCGGAUUUUAUCAACAUGAGAUCGCAGCCAAUCUAGUGGGAGCGGAAGUACUAUUUGAACACAUGGGCUAUCGAGUAAUGCCGAACCAAACAUUGGUAUUCGAAGGGGCAAUAUGUCCCGACCGUGUAACGAACGUAUCGAGAGACGCUAUCACAGCGAACGUGGAGUGCCUGAUUAUGAAAGAAAUUUACAACCAACUUACGGAGCUGUCCCUACCCGUCGAUUGGAGUGAUAUUUUUAGUUUUCGGGAGAACAACACAAUGGAUGUUUCACAGUCUGUCCAACAGAUGACAGCACUGAUUAAAGAAAAACUUCAGAAAAAUCAACAGCCACGACGAGAAGCAGUAGAUUCGUACGGCACCCUGAAAGCUCCAGCAGUUGGUUCAUGUAACUCAUGCAGUGCGUAUCAGUUUCAUCCACAUAUGCAACACCACCAGCAGCAGCAGCAGCAGCAGCAGCAAUCAUCUCUCCCACCUCCUUCUAUGGUUAUGCAUCCCGCGUUACCUCCAGUAAUGCCGUUCUACACACCCCAGUCGAUGUACAGUGCUACCCCCUGUAGUCUCCAUAAUCAACCUUCCAAUUUAGCUUACGGAUAUCACGAUCAAAACAGCUAUACCAAUUACCUACCAACAUCUCCAUCACAGGCCCAUGUUCAUUCGUUGAAUCAAUCCAAUGUGCUGCCAUCCCAAGCACCUCCUUCAUUGGGCGCCAUACCCCAUUCGAAAUCCUUAGACCAUUAUCAGGAUCCUUCCAUGUACAAUCUAACGACUUGCAUGCAACGUCACUCAAUUGAUCAGCCCUUUGAAUACGCUGCAGCUUCGUCCGCGUCUCACUAUGGAGGUCCGAUGGGUGUGGCGCCACCGACUGGAGCAUAUGAUACCGUCGACAGUUGCAGUAUGGCCUACAGUAAUCAUCCCUACAAUGUAUCCGGCAACCGAAUACCCCUCCCAUUAAAUUUAUCUGCUAACAUUGGACCUUGCAUAAAUGGCAUACCAGGAAAGCCGGGUUUUGGUGAAUCUUACUUCCACCAUCCCAGUAUUAAUAACUAUACACCGAUGCCACCAUAUUACCACCAUUGUAACAGUAGCAAUGGUCAAUUAUACGGUCAACAACCCAAGUCACAAAGGCACGUUCCGGGUAUCUACAUUAAUCAUAAUUUCGAAAACACGGGAACGCAAACUCCUCCAUCUAUCUUGAGCAAGAAGAAAAACUCCUAUGAUGAUUACGAUGUUCCUUCGGUUAGACAUAGCAAUGAGAAUAAACAUCCAGACGAGUUGAUAUAUAUCGAUACCAGGGAAGAAAACAAAAAGGACCGAAAGAAAAUCGACCGAAAUGUUAAAACUACAGAUUUGCUGGGUGAUUACGAAUGUGAUAUGCUACCUGAAUCAUUGGUAGAGAGACAUCAACAUCAACAGCAGCCACAUCAUCGCCAUCAUCACCUGCAUCACCAGAUGUCUAGGAACUCGAGACAAUCGGAUUUUGAUAGUUACGAAGAUGAAAAACUACAGGCGGGUGCCUAUCAGCGUGCCAGUAAUGUUAAUAGGCGCAUAUCAAGCAAAAAUCAAGAUGGGAUUGGUUCAUACGAGUCAUGGAAUUAUGUAUUCCAAAAUUUGGAGAAACAGGGCUAUAGUAAGGAUUUGGGUGAACGUGGAGAUUUCUUGGUUAGCGCCGAAGGAGACGAGAUUCCUGAAGGUAACACCAGUCGAGGAAGUACACUCAAACGAAGUAGUAACGACAAAUUAAAAGCAAUGAAGGUCAAAUCUGCGGAUAGGAUGGAUGGUAUCCGAGUGGCAUCGACCAGACAGAGUACGUCUGGUGCAACGAAACACGAUCGGGAAAACGAGCGUAACGAAAUGGUUGCAAGGGCUGGACAGAAACCAUCUCUAGUACAAAAAUUAUCGAAACCUAUUAGCAAUAAUCAGGCAGACAAUAGCCAUAAGGCAAACCACACCAACAAUGUGAACAGCACCAAUAAUAACGAGGCUUCCGGUAGUAGACGAAAUUCUAUAACACGAAAAAUUUCGAGUUCCACUAAGGAAACCGUUACUUCUACAACAAACGCCACAAAUAGCAGCAGUACAUCUACCGGAGGUGGAAUUUUAAUCAACCACAACAGCUCAAACUAUCAUGGGACAUCUGCUGUUUUGGGUAGAAAGAAAACUACCAGCUUCGAUACUGCCGCGGCCACUAUUAUCAAUCCAGUAGACGACCGCGAUCGGAGUCGUAACUCAAACAACGGUGGAACGAAAAUCAGCGAAUGGAAUUGUAAAUUUUGCACAUAUUUAAAUCCCGUCAGCGAACGCAUCUGUGAGAUGUGUGCGAAAAGUCGGGACUCUAACUUGAACAGUAGCGGGGCGAAGGUAACGGCGGCGGCGACUAGCAACGGGACUGCGACAUGUGUCUAACAGAACAAUAUUGUGAUCAGUUUUGAGUAAGAAUGGAUUGGAUGAAUCAACAAUGUAAUACGGUUAUCAUUUGAGAAAAAUAUAAUAGAUUGACCACACACCACUACGUUGGUCAUCAUUAACUAGUCAGAGAAAAAUAUUUGGAACUUAUUAAACAUAUAUUGACAUUGUUAUACCUUACACUAUUUUUAGAUUACACCUGGCAGAAGACAAGGCUCAUGUCUAACAUUUGUAGCAAUUUCUAAACUAUCUAAUGUAAGCUCAUGUUUCCCAGAUUAUGAAAAUUUUAAUACGAAUAAAUUUUCUUUGUUUGCUGUUGACAGAUGAGAA